AUGGCCACGGAAACCCAAAUGGCCACGGAGACAGCAGAUUCCGUCAAACUAUCAGCCAACCUCCCGCCACUGGCCACCGCCGGCGGUGGCGACGGCCUGAUCUUAUCCACGACCGACGUCAUCCGCUCAUUCCUCACCGCCGCCUCCACAGAUUCUCAUCUUCCCAAGGAUCUCAGAGACCUUUCCUUCUCCCUUUCGGCGCACUCAACCGUAUCCUAUAAGUCCCUGAGAACAUUAUGGUUCGGGUCCGAACGCGAAAGCCGACCCGAUUUGUCCUCUCUCUUCUUUGGUUCCAAUUUCCUCUUUACAAGCCCUAAGCCCAGGGAAAAGAGUGAGGAGUUGAAGGUGAGAUUGAGAAAGCUACAGGAGGCAGCUGAGAAGAAGGCCUAUGAAGAAUUGGUGAAGGACAUUACUCCUAGAAAGACUGUGGAAGAGCCAUUUUCUUCUUACAAGGAUCAAUUGGGCUUUGGAUUGCAUGUGGUGGUAACAAUGUUCACGGGAUACUUACUUGGAUACGCAGCAUUCAGGGCAUUGUUCGGCAGCAGUCCUGCUAUGAAUGCUGCCGGUGGCAUUCUUGGAUUGGUUGGUGCAAUGCUGGUCGAGACGUUUCUAUUUAUACUUAGAGCUUCUUACCAAGAUCAACGCUCGUCUUCUUCCAGUUUCUCUUCUUCCAAUUCUUCCAGUCUGAAGAUAAAAAAGAAUCAAUAG
Molecule: messenger RNA, 708 nt
Organism: Striga hermonthica
Lineage: Eukaryota; Viridiplantae; Streptophyta; Magnoliopsida; Lamiales; Orobanchaceae
Source: the annotation of a GenBank genome assembly